Coprinopsis cinerea okayama7#130 is the source of this 705-nucleotide messenger RNA. RefSeq lists its product as hypothetical. The transcript is spliced from 2 exons. The record is from RefSeq and is a predicted model, not a curated record. Bases 1 to 705 code for a protein of 234 amino acids. NCBI's taxonomy places the organism in Eukaryota, Fungi, Basidiomycota, Agaricomycetes, Agaricales, Psathyrellaceae.
AUGCGAUGGGGUAUUGCCAUAUUUCUCCACUUCACGUUUACCCUUGUCGAUGCAACAAAAUGGCAAAUUGGCUCGAUUGUCAGGAUUAAACCAAUCCAAUCGUUGAACCCGACGGAAUCUCUUGUAAAAUUUGUAUUACCCCCAGGAAAUUCGGGGAAUGGCGCCGCGGAAACCCAUCCCGGUAUAAUAGUUGGCAGCCCCAUCGAUGGUAACAUCUGGCUGGUGAAUGUAAUCAGCACACACCCUUGCCCGGAUCUGAAUCCUCAUAUAAACGCUGCAUUUAUAAAUCCGAUGUUCAAACCAACCUCUGCUGUGAUAACCCGUCCGCCAAUGAAGUUUCCCGGCGCUCGUCUAGCUUUCUGGAAUCGCCGAAAGUUCCCUCCAGUCGACAUCACUGUCGUUAACAUUAUCAAGAAAGCUACGCAAGAUUUUGUUACCUUCAAGACCACAGGACAAAAGCCACCCGGCUCCCUUUUCACCGGCAAUGGGUUGGAAAUGAAGCACGACAAGCAACCAACACCACCUCCCUCACCAGGUGGAAGUUCGGCAAAGCAAAAGCACGAAGACGACAACACGGAUGACAGAGAUCCAAAGCGACAAAAGAAGGAAGCAGACAAAGGUCCUGGAAGCGCCCGGAAUUCCGGGGGAACACCAUCAACGAGCAAGCUACAGUCUGGUCCUCCGCACAAAAAACGCUCCGAGUAG